AUGGAGUCACCCGACAAGAUCAAGGUGGCUGUCAUUGGAUCUGGAUUGGCAGGUCUAAGCACAGCGUACCUACUCUCUGGCAAUGAUCAAUACGAGCCCCAUUUAUUUGAAAAAGGCACCAAACUAGGCAUGGAUGCUGCAUCCAUGUCCAUAGGCAACAAAAAGGAUGAAUUCAGAGUCGAUGUUCCGAUGCGAUCAUUCAUGUCUGGCUAUUACAACCACCUUGUUCGACUCUACGAUCACUUGGAGAUUCCUAGCUUGGCAGCCAAAUUCAGCUUUGGUUGGUAUCGGAUCGGAUCGCCGAAUGAGACUGAACCCAUACAAAUGCCAGCCGACAAGUUGGCAUCGCAUACCAGCAACACGUCGCAUCUUGUAUACAGUGGAUCGCGGACCGUAGGGUGGAUCGAGUCAGCAGGACCAGCAGCAGAAAGUGUAGCCGACUAUCUUGCAGGAUGGAUGAUGGCAUUUUGGAAGAUGUAUGUGGUGGCAACGUCGUAUCUCUAUCUCAUGAUCAUGUCGCUUUGGCUCUAUCAUCGAGGUCAUCUUCAUAAUCAACAGCAUCCAGUAUUCAGCAUGACGCUUGGCAAUUGGUUUGAACACCAUCGCUUCCAUCCUUAUUUCAUCCAUGAGGUGUAUGUGCCCCUUUUCGCAGCCGUAUGUACCAACUCCUGGAAGUCCAUGCUUGAUUAUCCUGCAGCUGAUAUCCUUGAAUACAUGGCGAUGGGACUCUUCCAAGAAUCAUACGUGGUGUCUGGAGGUGUACGCCGAGUAGUGGAUCGAUUGUCAGCGCCCUUGAAACACAUUCAUCUCGAGACUCAGAUUGUAAGCAUUCGGCCGAGUACGACUCCUGGCUAUCGACUUGAUUUACAUGAUGCAUCAGGCAACGUUCACCCCUUCCAUCAUGUUGUCUUUGCCACGCAAGCAAACCAAGCAUGCCGCAUUUUGAGAGGAUGUAUCGAGGAAUUACUUGACAACCAUGAUGAUUCGGUGGCACAUCAAGAAUUAUUGCAUGAUAUUCAAUCAUCGAUCGGGAUCCUACAACGAUUUGAAUAUGAUCGAGCUGUAGUUGUCAAUCAUACCGACAAGCGAUUACUCCCCGAUGAUCCAUGCCAUUGGCGUUCACUCAAUCUCGCCUCCUUGGAUACUUCAGUACAACACACAACCUCCAGCGAUUGCAUUGUUCCAUACCCACACGAUACAACAAUGACAACCCACAUCCUUAAUCUCACCCAUCAUGCCCGUUUCGACAAUGAUACGAUCCUUUAUAUGCAAACAACCAAUCCAUGCAUCUCACCAGAUCCAGCUCAUGUCCUUUCUACAUCGUGGUUUGAACGUGCUACUGUUACACUGGAAUCCAAACGUGCUAUUCUUGAUGGAUUAUUCACGCCUAUGAAUACAUCCGAUGUGCGUUCCUUACAAUUGGGUCGGUGUCAAGGUCCGAGUGGAUUAUGGUUUGUAGGGUCCUAUAGUUGGCCUGGUAUCCCAUUGCUGGAAGGAUGUGUGGCAAGUGCAGAAAUGGUGGUCACCAAAGGCAUUGCUGCUGAAGAAAAGGUUCCUCUCGUCGUACCUUGGUAA
Molecule: messenger RNA, 1575 nt
Organism: Lichtheimia ornata
Lineage: Eukaryota; Fungi; Mucoromycota; Mucoromycetes; Mucorales; Lichtheimiaceae
Exons: 4
Coding region: 1-1575 (524 amino acids)
Molecular function (GO): oxidoreductase activity
Source: RefSeq, a predicted model, not a curated record